This is a messenger RNA of Pipistrellus nathusii (Nathusius's pipistrelle), 894 nucleotides long. The record is from the annotation of a GenBank genome assembly. NCBI's taxonomy places the organism in Eukaryota, Metazoa, Chordata, Mammalia, Chiroptera, Vespertilionidae.
AUGGGGUUUGUGAAAGUCGUCAAGAACAAGGCCUACUUCAAGCGAUACCAAGUGAAAUUCAGGAGACGGCGAGAGGGUAAAACUGAUUACUAUGCCCGGAAACGCUUGGUGAUCCAGGAUAAAAAUAAGUACAACACACCUAAAUACAGGAUGAUAGUUCGCGUAACCAACAGAGAUAUCAUCUGUCAGAUCGCUUACGCCCGUAUAGAAGGAGAUAUGAUAGUUUGUGCAGCUUAUGCUCAUGAACUCCCAAAGUAUGGCGUGAAGGUUGGCCUGACAAACUAUGCUGCAGCAUAUUGUACUGGCCUGCUGCUGGCCCGCAGGCUUCUCAAUAGGUUUGGCAUGGACAAGAUCUAUGAAGGCCAGGUGGAGGUGACUGGAGAUGAAUACAACGUGGAGAGCAUUGAUGGUCAACCUGGUGCCUUCACCUGCUAUUUGGAUGCAGGGCUUGCCAGAACUACUACUGGAAAUAAAGUUUUUGGGGCCCUGAAGGGAGCUGUGGAUGGAGGCCUAUCUAUCCCUCACAGUACCAAACGAUUCCCUGGUUACGAUUCAGAAAGCAAGGAAUUCAAUGCGGAAGUACAUCGGAAGCAUAUCAUGGGUCAGAACGUUGCAGAUUAUAUGCGUUAUCUAAUGGAAGAAGAUGAAGAUGCUUACAAGAAACAGUUCUCUCAAUAUAUAAAGAACAACGUAACCCCAGACAUGAUGGAGGAGAUGUAUAAGAAAGCUCAUACUGCUAUACGAGAGAAUCCAGUCUAUGAAAAGAAGCCUAAGAAAGAAGUUAAAAAGAAGAGGUGGAACCGUCCCAAAAUGUCUCUUGCCCAGAAGAAAGAUCGGGUAGCUCAGAAGAAAGCAAGCUUCCUCAGAGCUCAGGAACGGGCUGCUGAGAGCUAA